This is a messenger RNA of Caenorhabditis auriculariae, 3699 nucleotides long. The record is from the annotation of a GenBank genome assembly. NCBI's taxonomy places the organism in Eukaryota, Metazoa, Nematoda, Chromadorea, Rhabditida, Rhabditidae.
AUGAACAACACGUCGGCGCUCGUCUGCAAAGACGGACUUCUUCUGUCGGCGGCCGCCGUCACUCCGAGGAAUGCUCUCCUCUACCUGGCGGCUCUUCUUUAUUGCUUCUUAGGUAACUAAGGCAAACAUGAAAAAAAAAACCAACAGAGCGAUAAACAAGCUCUCCAAAUAGUUACGGGUGGUAGAAUUGAACUCGUGUCAAGAACCGCGAACGCGCACGCUACGCGUCCCGCCCUUUUCUCAUCCUCUUUCGCCUUUCAUGUAGGGAUUGACUAUAUUACAAUUUUAUUCAAAAAAUUUUUAGUUUCGCAGACAAUAUUUUUGCAUGAAAGAGUGCCUGCUUCGGUGCUCGGUUUUCUUUAGUCCUCAAAAGGAAAGCAGUUUUUUUUUCGGUUUUUGAUUACAGAAACGGAACGGAAGUCGGAAACUGAACAUACUUUCAGGUAUUGCGAUUGUUGCUGACAUAUUCAUGUGCGCAAUCGAGCAAAUUACCAGCGCGACAAGGUAACUUUUCUUAAUUGUUGGUUUAUUUUUCAUGUUAAGGAAAGUUAAGCGGAAAACAAAGACGGAUCGACUUGUGGAUGCGGCCAAAUAUGACGGCGAAGAGUACGAUGAAGUGAAGAUUUGGAAUCCAACAGUCGCAAAUCUCACACUCAUGGUUUUAUCAUGAAAAAUCGCCCUUUUACUGAUUAUAAGUCUACUCCAGGCUCUCGGGAGUUCGGCGCCAGAAAUAUUACUCUCAAUCAUUGAAAUUGUUGGCAACAACUUCCGCGCCGGCGAAUUGGGUCCUGGCACGAUCGUUGGCAUGUCUUGUUUUUUAGAGAAUUCCAAUUUACAAUUUCAAGGAUCUGCCGCCUUCAACUUGCUGUGUAUAUCGGCAAUCUGUGUUCUGGCUGUCGAUUCGCCAGACACGAAGAGAAUUGAACUUUAUCGAGUGUUUCUCGUGACCGCAACUUUUGGAACGUUUGCUUACAUCUGGCUUCUGAUCGUGAGCAUCCGAGAAAAGUUUCUGUUAGAUACAAUUAUUUUUCUGUCAGAUAUUGGUGCUGAUAACUCCAAACGUCGUCGACGUCUGGGAAGCGGCCGUAACUUUUGCUCUGUUUUUCAUACUUGUGUUCGUCGCAUACGCAGUCGACGUGCAGAUGUGGAUUCGACCAAAAAAGGCGGACCUACACGAAGAGCUCGAGAUGGAUGCUGAAGCUCGCCUCGAGGCGAAACGUCCUUCUGUCGAGCACGUCAACGAGGACAUCAAGCGGUGGGCGAGCGUCGCCAGCAUUCAGCCUGACGGAUCGGUUUUGACGAAAAAUCUUCGCAAGAAAGUUGUUCUUUUUUCAGAGAGUUCUUGUUGGAAAUGUCCCGGCGCCACCAUUUGAAACUGUUCGAAAAUGGACUCGUGAAGUAUCGAGAGCAUAUCCGUCUCUAUCACAGGAAGACCAAGCCAAACUUCUUGCAUAUCGUGUCGCUAGAACUGUGGUAAAAAUGCUUAAAAAUUGAAAAACUUGCGAAAAACUCAUCUUGCAGCCUCACGAUCGUUUGUACUAUCGUAUUCAAGCGUGUCGAAUGUUGUCUUCGUCAUCACGAAAAAGUGACGAAGAACAAGAAAUAGAAGAGACGGCUAAAGCGCAAGAGCAAACCGACAGCAAAUCUCGAGGUCGGCAAAAGAAACUUAGUAGAGAAUUUCGGACCUUUCAGGAAGGUCGACUAUCGAGUUUGCUGCUCGAGUGUACUCUAUCGACAGUCACGACAAACGUGUCAAUUUAAAAGUUGGUUAUUGCUUCAGCCACUUAUGACUUUUGAGAAAUCAUUUCUCUUCUCUGUAAUUUUCAGUUAGUACCGUAUUUUUUCAAAAAAAAUCUUUCUGCAGAUCGUACGAAGCGGAUCGCUAACCACGGCAGCUACUAUUAACUACACGACAGUAAAUGGCGUGGCCAAACGCGAUCUGCAUUUCCUCUUCAAGUCGGAAACGUUGAAAUUCGCCGCUGACGAGUCCACGAAGGAAAUUUCAGUCGAGCUGGUCGAUGGAGCCAAUUGGCGGCCCAACGACGUUUUCUACGUCCAACUUAGGCUCCAGGUAAUUCGUAAACUUUUUGUUUACAAAUAAUCUGAAAACAGGACAUAGAGGAAAGCGCGGAAGAUGAUGCUCCUAGCGACAAGAUCAAGUUGGGUCCUUGCAAUGUCGCUCGAGUCCGAGUUCCCGACGACAAAGCUUCUCUGAUGGGCGAGCCAGUCGUCGAGUUCGUCCAAGGAAACUAUGUCAGUGGGACUGGUUUAUUUCCUCAUCAAUACUUUGGGUUUAGGUUGUAAAAGAGAACGCGAAAUUCGUACGGACUUUUGUAACUCGCCGAGGUCGGAAGCAUUCUGGAAGCCUGAGGGUUCAUUACGAGACAACCGACGUGACAGCUGAGUCUGGCCUGGACUAUGUGGCGGUUCCAAAUGGUGUAGUCCGUUUCGAAGGACAGGUUUCUGAGUGACGACGCGUGGAUAAUUUCGAGAGUGUUGCAGGAGUACGAAAAGUAUGUCGACGUCCAAAUUAUCGAUGAUAAGAUGGAUGAAAAAGACGAAACUUUUACCAUUGAGCUCCUCAAAACCGAUGACUCAGGUACUUGUGGAACUCACUUUUCUUUCGGAAAUUUCCAAAAAAAAAAACUUUGAAGAAGUUUCGCUCGGUGGCAAGCGACGGACGACAGUGACAAUCAUUUCUGAUGACAACGUUCUCAAGAACGUGGUUAAUGUUCAUAAACUCAUGGCUCACUACUUGAGUCAGUUUACGCCUGGACAAGCCACCUGGAAGCAGCAGGUCUGUUUUCUAUGGAAACGAGAGUUGCAACGGAAAAUAUAGAUAAUCAACGCGACUUCUGUCAACUCUGGAGACUUGGCAAACGCUUCUUUCUUGGAUUGCGUGCUUCACGCUCUGGCUUUCCCAUGGAAGGUUCGGAAAUUCAUUCAACCAACUAAAAAAGAGGUCUCAUUCAGUUUGUGUUUGCGUUCCUUCCACCACCGACUAUUCUGAAUGGCUAUCCGUGCUUCCUCGUUGCCCUAGGCGCGAUUGGCCUGGUGACAGCUCUUGUAGGUUAGCUCAGAGAUUUGGGUUCAAACCGAAGAAAAAAAAAGUUUUUCAGGUGACAUAGCUUCGAUUUUUGGCUGCAUGGUCGGAAUGAAAGACGCCGUCACCGCCAUAACUCUGGUGGCUCUGGGGACGUCGCUUCCAGACACAUUUGCCUCGAAGAUAGCUGCGCAGAACGUAAGCAAGGCCUUUUGGCCAUCUAGAAUCUGAAGUUUCAGGAAGACACGGCUGACAACGCGAUUGGAAACGUGACAGGCUCUAACUCAGUCAACGUUUUCCUGGGACUUGGUCUGCCAUGGCUAAUCGCCUCAGUUUAUUGGGCUUCGAAGGGAGAAGUUUUCCGCGUCGAGUCUGGCGAUCUCGGUUUUAGGUGAAAAUUCGAUUCCAUAUACUUGAUGCUCCUUAUUUUAAAUUUUAUCUUUUCGUUUCUUUGAACUGACCAUAUUUACAGCGUGACGAUCUUCAUGAUCUGCUCGGUUCUGAUGCUCGGACUCCUUGUGAUGCGAAGAAAAUUGCCGUCGUUCGGCCGCGGAGAACUCGGAGGACCUGUCGUACCGAAGAUCUUCAGCGGAGCUUUUUUUGUUCUCCUCUGGCUCGUCUACGUCGCCAUGUCAAUCUGGAAAAUGCACAGUUGA